AUGGUCCUGCUAUCAUCGCUGACUCCAGGAUGGGGGGCUCUCCUUUUCUCGUGGAUGCUAUUAUUCUUGUCUGGCGUUAGUGCGCAUUUCGAGGUCAUGUAUCCCGCGCAACGGAGAUAUGUAUAUCAUGAUCAGUUUAAGUUCCCAUGUUCUCCUAGAGAUCCGUCUGUUAACCGGUCCUCAUGGCCCGUGGCCGGCGGCGCCCUGUCUUUCGUUCCAAUCCACGCUUUCGCACUCACGACUGUAAACAUCGCGCUCGGCAAUAACAUCGACGAAAAUAUCGACUCCAACCCGUACAAUGUCCCCAUGGUCCCACUAUUUAACCAGACCGGUGGCAAUGCUACCUUCUGCAUUCCUAAAAUAAAAAUCCCUAAGAAAAUCGCGAGUGAGGUGGCAGAUGGUGUAAAUGCCACGAUGCAGGUUAUUCAGUUGACGGGUACUGGCGCUGCGCUGUAUAGUUGCAUGGACAUUACCUUCUCCGCGAGAGAAGCCGAAAUAUUUGCUGAGCCGGCGGUGUGGAACCAUUUUUGUAUCAAUGGAACGGGAAUGGGGGCACAAAAGAUCGGAGCUCCGAUAAAUGGAAGCAUAUCGAGUGCUGCAAUGAGGCUCAUGGACUGA
Morchella importuna is the source of this 618-nucleotide messenger RNA. RefSeq lists its product as uncharacterized. NCBI's taxonomy places the organism in Eukaryota, Fungi, Ascomycota, Pezizomycetes, Pezizales, Morchellaceae. The record is from RefSeq and is a predicted model, not a curated record. Bases 1 to 618 code for a protein of 205 amino acids. The transcript is spliced from 4 exons.